GACGAAUUCCUUUCCUCGCUGAAGCUUCUAGAACUGGGGUUAUGAAGAGGGUGUGGUCCAGCGUAGGCCCCGCCCUUUCACUGGGCGGAAGUUACUGUCACCGGAUGUUAUCAUGAAGCCGGGCUCUGCGGCGGCGUGGUGAGAUCAACAUGGCGACCGAGGGGGACGUGGAGCUGGAGUUGGAAACUGAGACCAGCGGCCCCGAACGGCCCCCCGAGAAGCCACGGAAGCAUGAUAGUGGUGCGGCGGACCUGGAGCGGGUCACCGACUAUGCGGAGGAGAAGGAGAUCCAGAGUUCCAAUCUGGAGACGGCUAUGUCCGUGAUCGGAGAUAGAAGGUCUCGGGAGCAGAAAGCCAAACAAGAACGGGAGAAGGAACUGGCAAAGGUCACUAUCAAGAAAGAAGAUCUGGAGUUGAUAAUGACAGAGAUGGAGAUUUCUCGAGCAGCAGCAGAGAGGAGCUUGCGGGAACACAUGGGAAACGUGGUGGAGGCUCUUAUUGCUCUGACCAACUGAUGUGUACUUUUUCAGGCAUAUUUACAGGGUUAACUUAUUGCAAUAAAGACUUUUUUUUGCA
This is a messenger RNA of Marmota monax (woodchuck), 576 nucleotides long. RefSeq names its product huntingtin interacting protein K (gene Hypk). NCBI's taxonomy places the organism in Eukaryota, Metazoa, Chordata, Mammalia, Rodentia, Sciuridae. The record is from RefSeq and is a predicted model, not a curated record. Bases 150 to 515 code for a protein of 121 amino acids. The transcript has 4 exons. Gene Ontology annotation, biological process: protein stabilization; negative regulation of apoptotic process.